Messenger RNA from Hemibagrus wyckioides, 896 nucleotides. RefSeq names its product mitochondrial ribosomal protein L24 (gene mrpl24). Gene Ontology annotation, biological process: translation. The transcript is spliced from 6 exons. Gene Ontology annotation, cellular component: ribosome; mitochondrion. Gene Ontology annotation, molecular function: RNA binding; structural constituent of ribosome. The record is from RefSeq and is a predicted model, not a curated record. Lineage: Eukaryota; Metazoa; Chordata; Actinopteri; Siluriformes; Bagridae. Bases 164 to 814 code for a protein of 216 amino acids.
GCACGUUGUGCGCAUGCGUGAUAAUGGUUGCCUCCAUGGACGUGCGCUUGACCGCAGUGUGUUUAGGUUUCUCACUGGAUCUGGAGUGUUAGAGAGUUUGUUCAUGGUUUUAGAUUUAUUUCCUCUGCGAACUCAGCGCCGGUGUUACUGAAACUCUGUAAGCAUGCGUCUGACGGCUCUGCUCUCCAUGGCGGCGAGGGCUGCACUUCCUGGUGAUUAUCGCUACGGGACGAACAGACCAUGGACUGCAGCGGCACGGAGACUCAACCCCCCAGGGAAGAGGAGGAGGAAGGUGUUCGUAGAGCCGAUCAAACCCGAGGACUGGAGUGUGUUCAGAGGAGACGUGGUGGAGAUCCUCUCAGGUAAAGAUAAAGGGAAGCAGGGGAAAGUCACUCAGGUCUUCCGCCACCGUAACUGGGUCAUCAUCGAGGGGCUUAACACGCACUACAGGUAUGUGGGCAGGUCUGGAGACUACAGAGGGACGUACAUCGGGAGUGAAGCUCCUCUGCUGCUGAAGGACGUGUCCCUUGUGGACCCCACUGACCGGAAGCCCACGGAGACGGAGUGGAGAUUCACGGAGGAGGGAGAGAAGGUUCGGGUUUCCAUCAGGACAGGGCGCAUCAUCCCCAAACCCGUUUUCCAAAGGAGGGACGGCAUCAUCCCCCAGCAGUGGAAAGACGGACUGAAGGACACAACUCCUGAGGAUGCUCUGGAGAAAACCUACACUCCGUCACUGAAGACUCUGGAGGAGGAAGUGAUGGAGAAGAUGAACAUCCAGGAAGUGAGAAGACCCAGAAGAAGCUUCUGGUACUGAGACGGUCCAGCGAGAGGACAGAGGAGUGUUCGUUUAGCUGUAAUGACCAUCUGGAUUCGCAAUAAAACAUGUCUUUGUGCUC